Messenger RNA from Thermothielavioides terrestris NRRL 8126, 1612 nucleotides. RefSeq lists its product as uncharacterized. NCBI's taxonomy places the organism in Eukaryota, Fungi, Ascomycota, Sordariomycetes, Sordariales, Chaetomiaceae. The transcript has a single exon. The coding region runs from base 151 to 1029 and encodes 292 amino acids. The record is from RefSeq and is a predicted model, not a curated record.
UGUCGCUAGUUAGCACCAACCACAAUCAGACACUGCAGUCUGGUCUCGUCCGGCGGCCAGUUGCCCUGAUCUUUGAGACAAUUCCCGGCCUGCUCCCCCACCUUUACCAGUGAGAAGACGCUCCUCCCAUCACCGUCCAGCCCCAGCACCAUGCUGAAACCGGCUGCCUGCCAGAAAGGAGCCCGUCGCCCACUUCCAACCGCCGCCGCCACUGCCAACAUGCGCUCGCCCAUGACGCCCGCCGCCGGACACCCGACCCAGGACGACGGGUGGAUCCUUGUCCGCAGAAUCCCAACCGGCGGGUACACCAAGACAAGAUCCCCUCAGCACAACGACGACAACAUGUCGUCCCGCCAGGUCGCCAACGCCUCCGCCAGCAAUCGGCCGACCGCGUCCGUCUUCGAUUUCUCCGAAGAGAGCAUCGAGAACAUCACGUACUUCGACGCUCCCGCCCCGUCCGCCACCGCUCCCGCCCACAAGCCCCACACGCCCGAGUCCAGCGGCGACUCCUCCACCCAGAGGGCCAGCACGGAGGACACCCUCACCGACCUCGACCUCCCCCUCCCCACCGCCGCGCUUCCUCCCAACCCCGUGCCGCUCCCACCUGGAGGAUCCCUCGAGCCCGCCCGCCCCCAGCUGACGCAGUCCAACAUGGACUUCCACCAGCGCGAGCUGGCCCAGCGCUACCAGGGCAGCAUCGCGGGCUGGGUCGCCGCCGCCGGCACCGGCCCCCGCCUGGCCUAUCAUCGGUGCCCCCCGCCGCCGCCGUCGUCGUCGGCGGCGGCCGCUGCGACCGAGCCGUACAGCAGCAUGCUCGCGACGGCGGGCGCGAGCGCCGGCACCCGCAGCGGCAGCAGCAGCGUCGCCGCCGGCGCCGGAACGGACUGGCUGCUCGUCUCGCACCUGCCUGCCGCCGCUGCCGCCGACGACGAGGUGGCGGCCGCCGGGGCGUGGUGCGAGGUGGCGCUGGGCCCGCUGGUCAGGCGCUUCUCGGUGCUGACUUUUGAUGCGGACGAGCUGAUCUUUUGAUUGAUUGACCCGGGGGGUUUGGAUGUCUCCGACGCCGGGGGUUGAGAGAUUUGUCGCGUUUGGUAUGGAGUUUGAGGUGAGAGGGUGUUGGGUGCGGGGUGUUGAAUUGGGUUACACGUCGGAGGCAGGUGCGGCGGCGUCGGUGCGAUAGGCGUUCGGAUGAUGUCCUCGAGCGAUGGACCCGUGAUGGAUGGGGGUAUCCCGGUCUGGCCCGGGCCACCCCGAGCCCGAUGGCCGCCAUGACGUGGGUCACGGCAUCGCAGAGUGGUCGCUAUGUUUCGCGUCUCCUUUUUGUUUCAUUUCCCCCUCUGCCUCGUCCCAACUGGCUUGUCUCUUCCCUUUCUUUUCUUCGUGUUCCCCUUUCAUCAAUUCUCCACUGUUUUCCGUCAGCCGCGCUGCCAAAAAGCGGCUUUCUUCCUCACUCUUCGUCGUUGGGCUGGCUUUGGUAUUUCCUUUAAUGACUGUUUUCCUUUCUGGAGCACCUCACUCCCGCUUUUCUUUUUCUCUUCGUCUCAUCUUUUUCGGUAUACCGACUGUGUUCGUAAGGUGCGAAAACAAAACACAUGGAACAGGGUCAACAAAA